AUGCCGGACCAUCUAGGUGACGAUAUGCGCAAGGUGAAAGGCGACAACAAAGAGGUAGAACCCGAAAUAGAAGCUUUGGAUGAGGUCGAUAUUGAACUACUGAAGACCUAUGGCCAAGGGCAGUACCAUAAGUCGAUCAAGCAGAUCGAUGAGGAUAUCCAGAAGGCGAUGAAACAGGUGAACGAACUGACGGGAAUUAAGGAAAGCGAUACCGGUCUUGCACCACCCGCCCUUUGGGAUUUGGCUUCGGAUAAGCAAAUUUUACAAAAUGAACAACCGCUUCAGGUGGCUCGUUGCACCAAGAUCAUUAAUGCCGAUUCUGACGAUCCGAAGUACAUCAUCAACGUGAAGCAGUUUGCUAAGUUUGUCGUCGAUUUGGCUGAUUCCGUGGCACCGACUGAUAUCGAGGAAGGAAUGCGCGUGGGUGUCGAUCGUAACAAGUAUCAAAUUCACAUCCCAUUACCACCGAAAAUCGAUCCUACCGUGACGAUGAUGCAGGUGGAGGAGAAACCGGAUGUAACGUACAGCGACGUCGGUGGAUGUAAAGAGCAGAUUGAGAAGCUGCGAGAAGUCGUGGAAACGCCCCUUUUGCAUCCGGAAAAGUUCGUCAACCUCGGUAUCGAACCACCGAAGGGUGUGUUACUGUUCGGUCCACCCGGUACCGGCAAGACGCUGUGCGCUCGGGCCGUAGCCAACCGUACCGAUGCGUGCUUCAUUCGUGUGAUUGGAUCCGAGCUGGUGCAGAAGUACGUGGGCGAAGGUGCCCGCAUGGUGCGUGAACUGUUCGAAAUGGCACGUUCGAAAAAAGCUUGUCUGAUAUUCUUUGAUGAAAUCGAUGCGAUUGGUGGGGCGCGUUUCGAUGAUGGCGCUGGCGGUGAUAAUGAAGUGCAGCGAACGAUGUUGGAGCUGAUCAACCAGCUGGAUGGAUUUGAUCCUCGCGGAAACAUUAAAGUACUGAUGGCAACUAAUCGGCCGGACACGCUCGACCCGGCACUGAUGCGUCCGGGUCGUUUAGACCGUAAGGUGGAAUUUGGUCUGCCCGAUCUGGAAGGCCGGACGCAUAUAUUCAAGAUUCACGCCCGUUCGAUGUCGGUCGAACGAGACAUUCGGUUUGAGCUGUUAGCACGAUUGUGUCCCAAUUCGACCGGUGCCGAGAUUCGGUCGGUGUGUACCGAAGCUGGCAUGUUUGCUAUUCGGGCACGCCGCAAGGUGGCGACUGAGAAGGACUUCCUCGAGGCAGUAAACAAAGUCAUUAAGAGUUACGCCAAAUUCAGCGCUACGCCUAGAUAUAUGACUUACAAUUAG
This is a messenger RNA of Anopheles marshallii, 1305 nucleotides long. RefSeq names its product 26S proteasome regulatory subunit 7 (gene Rpt1). The record is from RefSeq and is a predicted model, not a curated record. The transcript has 5 exons. Gene Ontology annotation, biological process: proteasome-mediated ubiquitin-dependent protein catabolic process. Gene Ontology annotation, molecular function: ATP hydrolysis activity; proteasome-activating activity; ATP binding. Lineage: Eukaryota; Metazoa; Arthropoda; Insecta; Diptera; Culicidae. Gene Ontology annotation, cellular component: proteasome regulatory particle, base subcomplex. Bases 1 to 1305 code for a protein of 434 amino acids.